Molecule: messenger RNA, 933 nt
Organism: Pectinophora gossypiella (pink bollworm)
Lineage: Eukaryota; Metazoa; Arthropoda; Insecta; Lepidoptera; Gelechiidae
Exons: 2
Coding region: 1-933 (310 amino acids)
Source: RefSeq, a predicted model, not a curated record
AUGGACGGCAACAUAUUAUUGGUCAUCGUCUCAGUCGCUCUGGUUGUCGCUGGACAACCACUCUCGGAAGGCAGCCAGAACUUCGUCCCCGGCGUCUUCAUCUCCGCUGAAGCCCUCAAAGACCUGCAACAGAAAGCCCAAGACAACCAAAUGAGCCAAGGCAACCCUGCACCGCAACCUAUAACUAGUACAGUUGUAGACCCAGACAGCAGACGAAACAAUGAGUUGAAUGGAGAACAACUGAAAAUCGGCUCGGCUUUCCAGACCAACCAACCAUCAAGGAAUGUGCCAAUCGAAUCCCAAAGUCAGAGUCAACCAAUAUUGCCAAACCAGCUACUUAACCAAGACCUUACACCUAACGUUCCGAACCAGGCAAUCUUGCCCGUUCAAAAUCAACCACAAAUUGUUAAUCAACCAGCUGUACCUGACCAACAAGUAUUACUCGCGCAGCCCAACCAGCAAACUAUUUUAGUAAGUCAACAACCCGCAUUUUCGAAUCAACAACCCGGAUUUAUUAAUCAACAACCCGGAUUUAUUAGUCAACAACCUGGAUUUACUAAUCAACAACCCGGAUUCACUAAUCAACAACCAAUUUACGUCAGUCAGCAACCAGGCAACCAGAUGUAUGUGAAUCAGCCACCGACCCAGCAGGUUAUCUUGCGGCCUGGACAGGUUGCCCAAGUAGUUCCUCAGUCUACAUUGAUUGCAAAUCCCAACCUGGUUACACUGUACCAAAAUCCAAGACCAAUGAACCCAAUUCAAAUCCAGAAUCCGAAUACAAAUCAGAACCCUGGUACAUUAUAUGCCAUGGUGCCGGUGAAUAGUGCCAAUAAUGUGCCAAUCCCAAACACCAAUCUGAGCAAUGGAAACAACUAUUUAGUGCCAGUACAACAAAUGCCCACUACUAAUCAAAUAUAUGCGGUAAGCGGUUGA